Molecule: messenger RNA, 1770 nt
Organism: Aaosphaeria arxii CBS 175.79
Lineage: Eukaryota; Fungi; Ascomycota; Dothideomycetes; Pleosporales
Exons: 2
Coding region: 184-1425 (413 amino acids)
Biological process (GO): regulation of transcription by RNA polymerase II
Molecular function (GO): zinc ion binding; DNA-binding transcription activator activity, RNA polymerase II-specific
Source: RefSeq, a predicted model, not a curated record
GAAUUCCCGGCUGUCUGCGCGUAUCUCGUUUGUCGUAUGCCUCUCUACCGUUCCCUGCAGAACCAUCCGCCCAGCACGUACACAGACUGUCCCUAUCAGGUACAGUGUCUAGUAUCUGACUUCGCCACAGAGCCUCACAAUUACAGGGCUUGAUAUCACCAGGGAUUGCGUAUCGAUCUUCAGAUGGGCCUAAAGCGAAAGCCACAUCAGAAGUCGAGAAACGGCUGUGGCGUUUGUAAACAUCGGCGCAUCAAGUGCGAUGAACAGAAGCCGCGAUGCUCACAUUGCGUUCGACUCGAAGCGGAUUGUGUCUAUCCAGAAAGGAAAAUAGCACGGCGACCCUCACCUCACUCAGACAGCACGCAUCCGACCCCGUCGCAAGCCUCUGUUCAGACCCCGACAUCUGAGCAUUAUGCAUAUUUCAAUGCUGAUUUUUCUCAUUCGAAUGACCAUUUUUAUGGUCUUAACGACUUGGCUUUCUUGCAUCACUGGACACUGACGACAAGUCGGAGCAUUGUGGAGUCCCCACAAAUGGAUCACGUUUGGCAGUCGACAUUCCCAAAUAUUGGCUUCCGCCACAAUUUCGUGAUGCAAGGGUUACUUUGCCUGUCAGCUCUGCACAUUGCGUAUCUACAUCCACCGAAUCGACGUGCGCAUAUGCAGGUUGCGGCGAUGUAUCAUACUCAAUCACUCAAUGGCUUCAGAAACGCGAUCGCUGCGGCCGACCUUGAUCAUGGAGAUGCAUUAUUUGUCGGGGCAAUAUUGGCAUUUCUUUGCUCGUUUGUCACUUUUGGUGAACUCUACGAAGAGUUUACAGAUGACAGUGCCGUGGGUGCCAUAGGUGCAAUGGGCACACGUGCAACGCGUGUGCUAGGUGCCGACUGGAUUCCACUCGUGCGAGGUCUUGAGGCUAUUCUAGGUCCAGUCUACGAUCAGAUACGAACCGGUCCACUUGAAAUCUUACUUGAUAUUGGUAACUGGGAUGAUCUUGACCCGGACGUGCACCCUGGCGUAGGCGAUGAACAAAUGCUGGCCAUUCGACAACUAUGGAAGGAUGAUAAUAAUCACCAAAUCUACGAAGAAACGCUACAAAAGUUGCGUAAAGGCAGUGCUUGGGUUAAGCAUUUCCAGGCUACAGUAUACAAUCCAGAAAGUGGUGCCCAAGAGCCUAGUUAUAAUCAAGGUUGGUCGACUCCCUUCAUUUGGCUGUUCAUGGUGCCCGAGGGCUACUUGAAGCUACAGCGCCAGCGGCAACCCAUUGCUUUAGUGCUGUUUGCUUACUUCGGCACGCUGAUCCAGCAAAUUGAUCGGUUCUGGUGGGCACAAGGCUGUGCGAAGAAUAUCGUUGCCGUGACGAGCGAAUGCUUGGGCCCAUUCUGGGAUCCUUGGAUCGCAUGGCCGAAGUCUUUUGUGGGACUUUCAUAAUCAAUAUUUUCCUUUCAAGUGCUCCCCAGACAUAACUACUCGUACUCGUAGUGUAUCAAAUCUUCUCACUAGUUCACGGGUAUCUGGUUUAACGCCAAAGUCGGCGCCACUUCCGAUGAGGAAUGUAUAGCACAGACCUAAACCCACUAAGUUCGUUCGAUUCAGUACGAGAUACGCGAUACGAGAUACGCAAUCGGCCAAUAUCCAACAAUGGUACACCAUUCGAAACACCACUUAUAUCGAUAGGGCUGUGUAAAAUCUCCUUUAGUAGUCAAAAGCAUGCACGGGGCGCCCGUCUCUUUCAUGCCAAUUCUGAAAGCUAACAGUGCACUUGCGCAGUGCACU